AUGGUCCUCUUUACAGCGAAUAUGGUUGUGCCAGUCUUUGCCACAACAGUUCUGCUCUUUCCCUUCCUACUUUAUAUCGUAUUUGCCGACGAAAGUCUUAUCCCGGCGUCAGUGAAGGCUCACGAGCUACCCGAGGAAGCAAAGAAUAAAAGGCCAGCGAAUCCCAAUAUUCCGACUGUACGCGAAAGGCCUGCUGACGGCGAAAGUCUUUGGUUCGAAGACGAAGACGCGGAACUGGAGCAUAUCUUGAAUCCUUUUCUCGACAAAAAAGGGUUUCUUCUCGGAUCCAUAAUCUUCAUCGUAACGAUCAUCCUGCUCCUGGCCUUGAACGCUGUAUAUCUUUCGAAAGGUGGCAAUACUGACUUCUGGGUCACUCUGCCAGCUGCUGUCACCAUGCUCUGUUUGGAUCUUACCAUGGGCUGGAUGAACAGGGCAGCAACACGUGCUAUCGCUCGACAGGGAAGGGGUCGUGCUGAAAGUCUCAACGUCAAUGGAAAAGCCUCAAUAACCAAGAAUAUGGACCUAACUCAUGAUGAUCACAGCAUAUCUGACACAGAUCUGCGUUCGCACCAGGAAAAUAUCUCUCUAGGAAGAUUGGCCUCAGGGAGCGUCGAUGCGAGAAGGGAGGCUGAAAUCUCCAACGGAAAAUCUACCGAAGAGCCUCCAUUAGAAAACACAGCCAACAAGGAUUUGGGGACGACUCAGCAGCAGCAGCAGCAGCAGCAGCAGCAGCAGCAGCAGCAAAUACCCAUGACUGGCGUGCAGCGGGCGCUCACAAAUCUAGGGAUCGCAGAAACCUCUUACCCGACAUCCGAGCUUCGACAUGGAGAUGGUCAUGUUACGGUAUUCAAGUUCCUAGAAGACCGGUACGUGUGGUGUCAAGAGACCUUCCCCACAACGACCGUCUGUCUACGUCAGCUUCCAUACGAUCUCGUCCCCUUCGCGUUCUGCAUGUUCAUCUUUGUGGAGGCUCUCAUCAGCAAUGGUUGGGUUCGUGUAUUUGCUCACUGGUGGGACCUCUGGGCUACCAAGUCUGGACCUGUCGGAUGCAUUGCAGGGAUGGGUCUCCUGGGCGUGGUGCUAUCUAGCGUAAGUAUCGCCAGGUCAUAG
Alternaria postmessia is the source of this 1110-nucleotide messenger RNA. RefSeq lists its product as uncharacterized. The record is from RefSeq and is a predicted model, not a curated record. The transcript has 2 exons. NCBI's taxonomy places the organism in Eukaryota, Fungi, Ascomycota, Dothideomycetes, Pleosporales, Pleosporaceae. Bases 1 to 1110 code for a protein of 369 amino acids.